GGAGAAGGGCUGUGGCUGGAGGGGUAUAGUAGGUGGCAUUCCUGGUAUAGGCAAGCAGGGCUGGAAGCAACCGUGGUCUAUGGGAGUCCUUGAGAUUUGCCACAGUCAUUGGGAAAGGACAGAAAACAUCUCACCUCUGGAUUUAAGUAUUAGUUAAAUGAUUGCAGCUGAGUCUGAUCUGAGCCAGGAGCAGCACUUGUUAAAGACUGCCUGCUUCCUGGGACCAAUGUCAAUGUCCCUUGGCCUUGAGACUGCCACCUCUCUGUUUAGGCUAACUCAGCUCUAGACCAGUGCUCCCAUGGAGGGAGACUAGGAAGGUUUACUCUGGGUCUGCAACAUCAUGUGAUGGCACUGCUCUGCUCCAGUCUCCGAGAGGCUCCCAAGCCUAGGCAGUUCUGCAGCAUGACUGAGUGGCAACCUCCUAGGAACAGAGAUUUUCUUCAGGGCCUUUCUCACUGGCACACUGCCCUAGGUCUUCUACACAUGACCAGUGUGGCCUCAGUGUAGUAAGCUAGAAUGGGAGCAUGGGCUAGCAAAGGGCAUUUGGGCUGCACUCUGGAGGUCCAUGUUCUGUGGUCCCACAGUAGGAGGACUACACAUGAGCCUUGAGAGAUGCUGUUGUUUCCUGGGUCUCAAGCCUGAGGUACAAGUAGAGCCAUGAGCACACAGACUGUUUUUGACAGUUGGACAUUCAGCCAUCUUUUCAGAGGAAAGGAAGAGAACCCGGUGCCUUCACUGUCGAAAGACCUUUUAUCUUUAAUUGGUGGCGUUAACACCAUAAAUCUAAACCAUUUACCAGUUAUAUUAUAUAACAUUUGGUACAUUUGUGUUAUUACGCAGUCACUACCCCAUUAAGUUUCAGGACAUUUCCAUCACCCUAUAAAGGAACUCCAUGCUCACUGAGGUCACCAGCUCAUUCUCUGGAUUUGCCAGUUCUGGGUAUUCCACAGUAGUAGGAUCUUAUAUUUGCCUCUCACUGUUUUAUCUUGGAGUCCAACCUUACUUAGGUGACCUCUCCUCACCAGAUACUGCAGCUUAGCCACUGUUCAAUACUGGGUACUGGGGAGGCCCUGGAAGCCAGACAUUUCUGGCCAAACCAGAAACUCAUAACAGCUGACUAGGUAGGGUACAGGGUGAAUCUUCACCCUCGCUGACUGGAUGUCACCCAUAGGCUUGCCCUGUACCUGCUUCUCACUCCUGGGAAACCAUCAACAUCUCAGGAAAGGAAAGGUGAGAUCAAGGUGUAAGACAGAAAGAUAGUUGAAACCCACUUUGCAUCUCUUUUAGAUUGGAAUUUGUGUGUUUGUGUGUGUGUGUGUGUGUAUUUGAUUCAUAUAUAUUCAUGAAAUCUCACAGGUCAAAUGGAAGGUGUGUGUGCAGAUGAGAGUUAUACAGAUGAAGGUGUGUGCAGGUGAAGGUAUGUAUAUGUAUGUGUACAUGCAGGUAGGGAUAAGUAUUGGAAGUUUUACCAAGACUAAUUUCCAGCCCUGCAGAGAGGUUGUGAAUACAUCCUGAGAGCCACACAAUAAUGUGAGGGGAGAUGCAUUCUGGGAGGCUUACUGUCAACCUUGAGAAUCCAGCAGCCCCCAGCCCCAGACUGACCAAAGCAGAGAUUCUGAAUCCCAAGAGUUACAGUUGGUGCCACACCAUACCAGACUGGUUCUUAACCUACUCUGCCCAGUGUCUUCAGUACGUUACAGUCUCUUAAUAAUGUGCUUCCCAUACACUUUGGACAGUGGCUUCAGGUUAGACUGUAGACCCUGGGUACCUGGCAGCAGAGCCAGAUACAGCAGCCUUCAGCCACCAACAACAUCCUGCCUGCAAGUGGCUUUCUGGUGGUGAUGCAUGCUACCUUAGAGGUGGCUGUGGAUGGAAAGGGAUGUAUCCCGUCGAUCCCAUCUCAGUCUCAGGGGUGCAUCAGCAGGGAGCAUCCACAUCAUUUUAGGAGUCCACAAAUAGAAACUGGACCUUUCUUAAGCUAAAAUUUGAGACACUGAGGGAAAAGACUUAAGAAGUAUUGUGUUUGGAAAUUUUCAGAAGAGCAUGGGGCUUCAACUCACCACUCAGAAUCCAUAGUCUAAGAAACAUCACUGGGCCAUCCAGACCUAUGGCCACCAGAGAGGAGUAGGCUGCAAGCAUAAGUGGUCAGGCUCAGAGUUUUGUGUUUCUCCAUGAAACGUGUGCCCCUCGGCUUCUACAGCAGAAAAUGAUGGGGAUCAAGUGUGAAGAAGUUGGAGUUGGAAGUGCAUAUCAGAGAGGCCCCCCCACAAGCUGAUGGCCUUCGUUAAGAGAUUACAAUAGUUUUCUAGUCAAAAAUUAGAACCAAGUAAAACCAAUUCAGGUGUAGGUGGUGAAGCUGGGCUCUGUCUUCAGAGUCCCAUCUACCACGCUACCCAUUUUUCUCCCACCUCUGUUCUGUCCCCCAGCCAGCAUCAGGUAGUCUCCUUGGUUGCAGGGGCUGUGGCUUUAUGAGCUGUGGAACCUUCCUUUGUGAGGUGUUCCGUAUCUGCUUUGUAUGUGGGAAGGUCCCGCCACUGUUUAAUGAGUCGACACUGAGCAGGAAGUGUCUGAUCUUUGCUGCUCAACAUGCUGAGAGAGAUGAACGUCUGUGGCAUGAACCGGAACCGGGUCCUCCCAGAAACCCAGGCCAACAAUAUGAAGAAGAUACUACCACGCCCUUUGUCCAGGGUGAAUGGCUGGUCACCACCCCUCCACUCCUUCCAGGCAAUAACCUGGACCACCUAUCUGGCCAUGUCCAUUGUCACCUUUGGGAUCUUCAUACCCUUUCUACAAACUAGCUGGAAAUAUGCUGCCUAUGUUGUGAUGGGUGUGUUGUCCGUGUUCCACCUCGUCGUGCACUUGAUUGCAACUACCAUCGAUCCCGCUGACACCAGUGUCCGACUCAAAAAGGACUACUCGGAGCCUGUGCCGACUUUCGACCGGUCCAAACACGCACAUGUGAUCCAGAACCAGUACUGCCACCUGUGUGAGGUUACUGUGAGCAAGAAAGCCAAACAUUGCAGCUCCUGCAACAAAUGUGUCUCUGGCUUUGACCACCACUGCAAAUGGCUGAACAACUGCGUGGGCAGCAGAAACUACCGGUUCUUCUUCUGCUCUGUGGCCUCAGCUGUAGUUGCCCUGCUUGGCGUGAUGGUUAUCUUGUUGUACAUCUUCAUCCAGUACUUUGUCAACCCCAAUGAGCUUCGCACAGACCCCCGGUAUAAAGAGGUCAGCUCUGAGAACAUAUGGCUGCUGUUCCUCCCACUGUGGCCUGUGCCUGUGAAGAUCCCCCUGGUCCUUUUCAUCGCAGUGGUGGUACUGCUGCUAGCCAUUGCCAGCUUUGUGCUGCUCGGGCACCUGCUCCUCUUCCACGUCUACCUGAUUGCCAAGAACCUGAGCACAUUUGACUACAUGGUGCAGACCCGAUUCCAGAGGAAUUCACGUUCAGCAGAAAAGAAAGAGCCAUCUCUGCGGAAAAAGGGGAACCUUUCCCAGGAAAAGAGUAACAACUUGAGCUGGUCUCAGGCCUCACCGAGAGUGGAGCCCCAGAAGUUCCUGCUGUCUACUCUUUCCCAGCAGUCAAGUAUGUGUUUUAAGGCUCCAGCUCCAAAAACAACUCCACAGUAAAGGGCUAGUGACAAGUAUGAGCCUCUCUCAGGAUGGCAGUGUCAGGCCGUCAGCCCGAGAUCAUGAGGAGACGCCUCUGCUCUGUGGUACAUGAUGCUGCUGAGCCGUGCUCCUCAGUAGAGUAUAUGUAUUAUGUGUAUUUUGGACUUAAGAUAUCUUCAAUUUAUGAUGAGUUCCUCAGAAUGCAAACCCCAUUGUCAUUCAAGAAUCAUCUAUAUAGAAGAAUGUUAGCAAUGAUAGAAGCUAGGUGUUAAGUACAUAUGAAUUUUCACUUUCAAAUUUUCUAGAUGUUUGAAAAUUUUCACAAUAAAAUGUUGAGAUAUGAAUUGGUAAAAAUAAACAUGGCAAAAGUUCA
Peromyscus maniculatus bairdii (prairie deer mouse) is the source of this 3982-nucleotide messenger RNA. Its product is annotated as palmitoyltransferase ZDHHC11. Gene Ontology annotation, molecular function: protein-cysteine S-palmitoyltransferase activity. Gene Ontology annotation, biological process: peptidyl-L-cysteine S-palmitoylation; protein targeting to membrane. The record is from RefSeq and is a predicted model, not a curated record. Gene Ontology annotation, cellular component: endoplasmic reticulum; Golgi apparatus. NCBI's taxonomy places the organism in Eukaryota, Metazoa, Chordata, Mammalia, Rodentia, Cricetidae.